Messenger RNA from Melanotaenia boesemani (Boeseman's rainbowfish), 4108 nucleotides. RefSeq lists its product as uncharacterized. The record is from RefSeq and is a predicted model, not a curated record. Gene Ontology annotation, cellular component: nucleus. Gene Ontology annotation, biological process: negative regulation of DNA-templated transcription; negative regulation of circadian rhythm. NCBI's taxonomy places the organism in Eukaryota, Metazoa, Chordata, Actinopteri, Atheriniformes, Melanotaeniidae. Bases 649 to 2025 code for a protein of 458 amino acids. The transcript is spliced from 4 exons.
AAGACGGGUGUGGGUUCAUUUAAGGUAAAGCAGACGGACACACACCAAAACUCUGUCACCGGCCGGGUGGUUUGUUGUUUUUACAAGCACGCUCGGAUGACAUAACGCGUCGAUACAACGUUCUGUGUUUUCUUAACGUCACGUCAAAUGGCGGCGUCAAGUUAGCUACAACAACUAGCUUAUUUCAGAACAAAAUGAAGCAAUUGACGCUGUUGGAAAAAAUAUGUGGAUGAAUAUUUAUUGACGUAGACAAACAGUGAUAGUAAAUUGCACAAAAUAUUAGCAGAACAGUUACAUUUUCAAAGUGUAAAGCCGUGUGUACGUAACUAUUAUUUUUUGGUCGUAUUUUUACUUUGUAUGAAACCGGAUGUUGUUCCUAAUUUGGUUACGUUGACCACAGACGUUGCCAAAUCUCAACCCGAUUUCACGGUAGUUUUAUCACUCGGUGUAUUUGAUACAGAAUGAAGAAAUGAUGUUUUGCUUCAGCUGAGACAAUUUUCAAAUGCAACAUGGCACUGGCGGCAAACACAAGCCUUUGUCGGUGCACUAGAAUUGGGCUGAAGGAAGAAAACAACAGUUAAUUGGACAUAAUCGACAGUUUUAAAUCUGGAGAGGCAGUCUAAAUACCAGAUAUCAUUACGGACCGCCAUGCCAAAGGAACAGCCUUGCUUGAGGGAGCACCAUCCCUGCCCUCCAUCCAGCAAGAAUGCUAAAGAUAAGAGGAACAGCACAAUUUUGAUGGCAAUACGUGACACUAAAGAUGCUGCUGACUCCAACAGAAGAGGCUCCAGCUGCAGCUCAGAAAAAGACUCUGGUUAUUCUGAUAGUUCAGACUGGCAACAUACAGAUCUUGAAGUCCGGCGAACCAACACAGGCCAGUUCAGACCAAAGGAAGUUGCCCAACCUUCACAGUCAGGCCAAAGCAAAGAACCUGGGCUGAAGAAUCCAACCACGAUGCCUGUCAGAGUUAACCACCCUCCCAUCUAUAUCAUCAAAGACAUGACGCUUAAGAAGCCAGCCAUGAUCCAGAAAAGAGGACAGCUCCUCUGGACAAAUGGUGUCAGAGUAAGCAGUCAUUCAGGUUCACCGCAUGUGAUCCUCUUCGAGCAACCUAGGGGUUUGCCAGCAACCAUCGAGCUCCACAAGCCCUCAUCCCGGUCAUCUAACAUGACCACAAUGAAAACAAAUAGUACCUACCUAUCUAUUCCCAAAACCUACCCUUCUAUUGCACCCCAUCCGAGUAAGAAGCCACCGGAUAAAUCUUCUUCAUACCAGGAUUACCAGAAUCUGAGCAAAAGGGUGUGCACAGAAAAAAAGACUGAUGAAACCCCUGCAGCCAGAGGUGUACCUGAGCAGCACCUUCCUAAACAGCCUAAUCUGACAGUCUCACAUUCUGGCCUGUUGUGUUCAUCAUCAUCCAGUCAUAGUCUCUCCUCCUCUACUCCCACUGUUACUUCCUCAGUCCCGGGAUCCCUGCUCAUGUCGGGUCACACCACAUCCUCUUUCCCUUCCAACAGACUUAAUAAGAACAUCAGCGUUAGUACUCGCCACCGCCGUUUCCUUAACACAGUGGAAAUCCUCAAACAGUCUGGUCUUUUGGACAUUACAUUGCGCACAAAGGAACUGCUGCGCCAGAACAACGUGACAGAGCAGGACAUAUCGCAGCUUCGCCAGCACACAGAACUACUGUGCCAGGCUGCCAACAACCCCACCCUCAGCCUGAAUGGUACCACGGCCUGGGAACAUCUACAUCAGGUCAUGGCUGAGUCAGGCAAUUAUCCCAACCUCAAAAUCCAGCAGAAAUUACAGGGCCCAUCACACCUGGAUUUUGUAAGUCAGCAAGAAAGUAUUCCUAUAGAUGUCAUGAACAGACCACAAGCUGCUGAAAGCUUACAGAUGCCAUCAUCUUGCCUUCUUGCCUCCACAACAGAGCAGUCUCACACAAAACAAAGCAAGAAGCCUGAGGCUGGUAAUGAAUCCUCAGGCAAAGUUCCCUUUAUGUCUCCUGACAGUUCUACGGAUUAGCACAAGCAGCACUGGCUCUGAAGAUUGAGCAAGUAGUCAUGGCUACAGUGCAUUGCAGAGUGUCCAUCCUCUUUGGCAAGUUUCAAGUUUUGUUGCCUCAUAACCUGAAAUUAAAACAGCUUUUGUGCAUGAUUGUAUCAUUUGAUCUGGAAAUGUAACCACUGAUGUUUUUGCUCAUUCUUCAAGUCAAACUUGUUUCUUUCAAACUGGAUAAGUUUUGUUGGUGUAUGGGAGGUAUCUUCACACUUCAGUGUUGCCUUAGCAGUGUGAAUAGUUAUUUUAAGACUGAACGGUAACCUCCUGCUCCAGCCUCAGUUCUAUGGACUAAAACAAAAAUAGUUUCUUUCGUGAGAAUUUGACUGUAUUUAGCACCAUCCACCGUUACUUCAAUACUGAUUAAUUUCCUAGACUCACCCAAUAGAAAUGCAUCCCAGCAACAUGAUACUGCCACUACCAUGCUUUACUAUGGGGAUGGUAUUCUCAGGGUUUUUAGAAAUUGCUCCAUUAUUUUUGGCAUCACAAUUUUCAUGCUUGACCUGAAACAUUUAUAUUCCAGUUAAAUAUAAGAUUGUUUGUAGCCUGGGGCUUGUGGGGCCAGUGGCACUUGAUUGUUGCUGGAAAACUUCCCCCCUAUUUGCUAUGUUAAUUUAAACAAUUUAGAGUAAGAAAAUUUGGUAGCCAGUUAGGCUACAAGAAGCUACCUGUUGCUGUAUAUACCAAGGAAGCAGAUAUAAAAAUGGCAGGUACACAUAUAAGUUGUUUUGGCUGCAUGGUGAUGAGUAAUUCAGCAACAAAAACUAAAAAGUUUAUCAAGCUGCCAAAGGUUGUUAAGCAGCCAGUUUUAGCACCUCAGCCCACAGGGAAAUCCCACCCUCCACACUGACAUGCUCUCAUAGCAGUUUCCCCUGUAAUUUUAGGAUGAGAAGUCCUGGCUCCAGAGAAGCUGUUAAUUAAAUCUUGUAAUGGUUGUUAUCAAGUUAUGGUUGGAGAUGGCAUGCACUCACUUGCCCGCCUUGGCCAGAGUAAUGUAAAUGUGUUUGUGGAGAUAAUGGGAACUUAUAUUGCACACAAGUGGACUUGAGUUAGGUAUUUAUAUGACUAAGCAAAUGGUAUGAAUACAUAUUGAUGCACCAUUUUUUAAUUUUUUUUUAUUUUGAAUUUCUUAUAAUUUUAACAGGUUUGUAAAGCACCAACAUAAAAAUAAAAAAAUAGUCACAGUAAUCAGUGAUGUAGUCAUUAGAUGACAUUAGUAACAUAAAUGAAAUGUUGCUGAUUACUUAGACUGUGUCUAAGUGGUCAUGCAACAUAUCUCUUCAGAUUGACGGGAAUCCAAUAAUCACUUGCAUACAUUUGAAAGCUGAUUCUAAUGAGUGCUUUUUACUGCAAUUCAAUCCUGAGGGUCCACUGUCAUCAUCAAGUUGUGUCAUUUUGUUUUUCUAGAAUGUCAGAUCAGCCAUAUUCUGGGAAAGAUUAAUCUUGACAUAGGUAGUUUUCUAUAGCCUGCGAGAGUCAGCAGGCCCCACCAGGUUUGUGACAUCAGUGCCUUAUGGAUGCACAGCUAAACUUAAAAGACUCGCUUUAUGAUGUAACAGUGUGAAAAAGAUUCUCCCUGUGCCGUGCUGGACAUUUGGAUCUCCAUCCGAGUGCUUUCCAAUGAACUUUUAAAACUGGUUUUCACUUGCUCAUUUCAUUCAUCACCUACCUACAAUUAUAUCAGAAACAUUUCAGAUUAUUCAUUCAAGCCACAUUAUCUUUAAAAUAGUUUAUUAAACCACGUUUUCUCAAACAGCAGCUGUGACGUCCUUGUGGGUUUUUUUUUUACAUCAGGUUGGUAAUAUUUUGUUCUUGGAUGAAACACACUUUGUGUUGUAUAAUUGAACAUUUGACAGUUUUUUUCAGUAUGUUGACCACGUAGGUUUCAUUCUGGUGGAGUGUGUUGGGUAUUUCUUGUGAUUCUUUGUGCUUGUAAAUAUAAAAUACUGCACUGCCAGCCAUGCUCAUAUUUGUGAAAUUUCAAGUGGUUUACAUAAUGUAUUUUUCAUAAUUUGAGGAUAUUUAAAUAAAGCAAUUUAUGAAUAAUCUA